AUGCAAAGCCUUUCGUUGAAUGAUGUUCCUUCCUCGCUGGAUCCCACUGACAUGAUCAUGCAUGAGAUCGAUCAUGAUCGUGUAGUGGAAGCCACAUAUAUGGAGUUUAGCUCCCACCUUACCCAAUGCCUGGAUGGGUUAACGGCAUCUGUCAAAUGGGAUGAUCAGGGCCAAUCUGCUUUUCUGCCGAUUCCUGCCAUACCCAUGCAAGAUAAGCAUGCAAUGGAUCAGAUUCUCGAAAUCAACAAUGUUCACAACGAGGGUAGUAAUUUGUCCUCCUCCCUCCCCUCAUCCAACUCUUUGAACAAUGGUGGAGGGAAACUGUUACCUCCCCGCAACUUCGCUUUUUCAUUUGCCCUGCCACCAUCGAACUCGAGUGUUGGGCAUAGUACUGCUGGCGCUGAUGGGUCCGCUUUGCCAAUGGAUGUCUGCCUCUUGGUCUCUGACACUAAAAUGUCAGUCACCAAUGAAUACACAAAUUUAUUCCAAGUCCCGCCACCAUCUGGGCCGCACAAACAAGUGGUCACGCCGCCUUUGUUUCAACUGCCGUUACCUUCAGGACCAGGCAUUGUGCCACCGAACACUGAUACUCCUGCUGCUGUCAAGCUCUCAGAUACCCAGGGAAUCUUUGCAUCGUCUUUAUUCCAACUUCCUCCGCCUUCAGACAAUUCACACAUCGUGCCCGAUAAGCCACCUGCUGCCAAACUUUCAGAUACCCAAGGAGUCGUCACAUCAUCUUUAUUCCAACUUCCCCCACCUUCAGACGAUUCACGCAUCGUGGCCGAUACGCCACCUGCUGCCAAACUCUCAGAUACCCAGGGAGUCGUCGCAUCAUCUUUAUUUGAACUUCCGCCACCUUCUGCACCGCAACAGCAACCUUUAUUCCACCUUCCCUUGCCUUCCGCACCAAAGUCACAACAAGAGAGCGCAAAACGUUUAUUCAACGUUACGACGGGGUCCACACCAUCCCAUGGAAUUGCUCAGCCUGAAAUUAGAUGGCCACCUGGCCUGAGUCCAUCAAGUCCUGUGUUCCUUGAGCUGUUGACAGAACUGUUGUUGAAUUUUUCGAGUCCAGCAGGUAUGUUCAGAGGGCAUGGUAAUAGCUUGAGAAGGAACCAUGAGGAAACAACUCACAGGAUGGUGGAGAAUUUGAACAAUAGAGUUGUUCUUGCAAAUCUGGUGGCUCGUCUUCAAUUGAUUAUAGCACUUUGUCGGAGAGCUGUCUUCCGAGAACAUUUUCCAAGCAAGUAG
This is a messenger RNA of Laccaria bicolor S238N-H82, 1251 nucleotides long. RefSeq lists its product as uncharacterized. Lineage: Eukaryota; Fungi; Basidiomycota; Agaricomycetes; Agaricales; Hydnangiaceae. Bases 1 to 1251 code for a protein of 416 amino acids. The transcript has 2 exons. The record is from RefSeq and is a predicted model, not a curated record.